AUUACAGCGUGUUCAAUGCCCAGCAAGCGCAGGAUGAAAUGGAUACAAAGUCCCUUGAUGAUAUGGAGCAGAGCCUCCUGAUGCUGUCGGAGACGAAGGCGCCGGCCAUGAGCAAUGCAGCGCUCUGGAAGAAGCAGGUUUCCACCAUAGCUAAAGUUCACUUCCUCAGUCUCAAGCGGGAAAAUAAAUGUGUGAGAGUUAUGUUGUUGCUUUUUCUGAUUUUUCUCGUCGUUCAGAUUCUGUUGUUUUUCAUACACCACAUCAUCAAAAAUUCGGUGGCUGCUAUCAGACUUUCCCCAGAUUUGUACUUGCUGAAGCCCGGGGAGACCUCUCACAAGUACAGGAGCCGUCUCCUGCUGCAGAACUCCACAGAAUCGGCUAUCGAGGACAUCGUCCGCUCUCUCGGGAGCAUGAACGUCCUCCUGGAGAUGUUCAAUGACAGCGACUACGUCUCGGCCGCACCUCACAGCGCAGGUUUAAACGUGUUUGACCUCGAAUCCAGCCAGAACUAUGUUUUCAUGGUCGUAUUCAACAGUACCAUGGUGCAUUCCCUGCCAGUUUUGAUGAACAUUGUCAGCAAUCUGCUGCUGCGCAAUUUAAACGUGACGGAGAGCAUUCAGAUCUGGAGCAACCCCUUCGUACAGAAUCUUCCAGACACCAUUUUCAGACUAGAGAUCUAUUUUGAAGCCGUGUUACUGGGAAUCAUUAUUACUGGGAUGCCACCCUAUUUUGCCAUGGACAACGCCGAAAACCACAAGAUCAAGGCGUACACGCAGCUGAAGAUCGCAGGGCUUUACCCCUCCGCUUACUGGACGGGGCAAGCGGUCGUGGACCUCCCGCUCUUCUUCUCCAUCCUGGUCCUGAUGAUCGGCAGCCUCUUCGCCUUCCACUACGGCGUCUACUUCUACGUGGGCAAGUUCGUCGCUGUGAUUUUUUGCCUGAUUGGUUAUGUCCCAUCGGUCGUGCUCUUCACUUACGUGGUCUCCUUCACGUUUAAAAAAGUCCAGAAUACGAAAGAAUUUUGGUCAUUUAUAUUUUCAGUGACAGCCUUGCUGUGUACGGUGGUCACCGAAGUGGCCUUUUUUCUGGACUAUUACCUGGUAACCACCAUCCUGCACUACGUCUUCUCCCUCUUCAUUCCUAUUUAUCCCCUUAUUGGCUGUCUGAUCUGUUUUAUCAAGGUCUCGUGGAAAGGCAAGCGGAAGAACGGAGGAUACUACGACCCCUGGGACCGGCUCCUGGUAGCGGUUAUAGCUCCCUAUUUGCAGUGUGUGCUGUGGCUUUUCCUGCUGCGGUGUUUCGAGCUGAAGAACGGAGGGAGGAUGGUGCGGGAGGAUCCAUUUUUCAGAAAAUGCCAUACAAAAGCCAAGACCUGGAAGUUCCCGGACAUCCCGCGUGAUGAGAACGAAGACGAAGACGUGAAGGCGGAGAGGCGGCGAGUCCAAGAAAUACUGAGCAACCCCAAAAGCGAGGAGGUGCCAGCAAUCCUGGUGAGCAGCUUGCACAAGGAAUUUGAUGAGAGGAAGGAAUUUCUUCUGGGGAGAAAAAUAAAGAAAGUGGCAACAAAACACGUCUCUCUCUGCGUAAAGAAAGGAGAAAUAUUGGGGUUGUUGGGACCCAACGGAGCUGGGAAAAGCACCUUAAUUAAUAUGCUCGUGGGAGAGAUUGAGCCAACCAGUGGGCAGGUUCUGAUGGGGGAUUAUUCCUUUGGGCUGAGCAGCGAGGAUGACUCAGUGAAGUUUGUGGGGUACUGUCCUCAGACGAAUCCGCUUUGGCCAGACAUUACAUUGCAGGAGCACUUUGAAAUUUAUGGGGCUAUCAAAGGAAUGGAUCAGACUGAUGUUAAAGAAGUCAUAAAACGCAUCGCGAAUGCCCUGGAUUUAAAGGACCACCUGCAGAAGACAACAAAGAAGCUGGGCGUGGGGCUGAAGCGCAAGCUCUGCUUUGCCCUGAGCAUGCUGGGCAACCCACGGGUCACGCUGCUGGAUGAGCCAUCGACCGGGAUGGAUCCCAAAGCCAAGCAGCACAUGUGGCGGGCGAUUCGAGCAGCGUUCAAAAACAAGGAGAGAGCUGCCAUCCUGACCACUCACUACAUGGAAGAGGCGGACGCUGUCUGUGACCGUGUGGCCAUCCUGGUGUCCGGGCAGCUCAGAUGUAUAGGUACUGUCCAGCACCUGAAGAGUAAGUUUGGCAGAGGAUACUUCUUGGAAAUGAAAUUAAAAGAAACAGCAGAUGUACAGCAGGUGGAGUAUCUGCAGAGCCAGAUCGUGCACAUCUUCCCCAACGCGAAUCGACAGGAAAGUUUCGCUUCUAUUUUGGCGUAUAAAAUCCCUAAAGAAGAUGUACAGUCGCUGUCCCAUUCUUUUUCCAAGCUGGAAGAAGUAAAGCACGCCUUUAACAUCGAGGAGUACAGCUUUUCUCAGGCAACGCUGGAACAG
This is a messenger RNA of Mesitornis unicolor (brown roatelo), 2438 nucleotides long. RefSeq names its product ATP-binding cassette sub-family A member 5-like. The record is from RefSeq and is a predicted model, not a curated record. The transcript is spliced from 20 exons. Gene Ontology annotation, molecular function: lipid carrier activity; ATP hydrolysis activity; ABC-type transporter activity. Gene Ontology annotation, biological process: transmembrane transport; lipid transport. Lineage: Eukaryota; Metazoa; Chordata; Aves; Mesitornithiformes; Mesitornithidae. The annotation marks the transcript as partial. Gene Ontology annotation, cellular component: membrane; intracellular membrane-bounded organelle.